GUCCUUACGGACACUUUCCAACGCCAACACACCUACCUGCGGCUUUCCUUAACAGAACGCUGUAACUUACGGUGUACAUACUGCAUGCCCGAAGCGGGUGUUCCGCUGCAGCCCGCCUCGCAUUUAUUACAAACCCCGGAGCUGUUGAAUAUUGCGACGUACUUUCGUCAGGCAGGCGUCACGAAGUUUCGUCUCACGGGUGGGGAACCGACACUACGGAAAGACUUGCUCGAUGUGGUGAAAGGCUUAAAGAGACUGGAUCCGCAUCAAAUUGGGAUGACAUCAAAUGGAAUCAAGCUACACAAGGAACUGCCUGAUUUGGUCGAAGAAGGGCUGGAUUCUCUUAACAUUUCACUGGACACUGUCGAUGCUGAUAAGUUUGCAACGCUGACAAGGCGCCCGGCAGCUUAUCUUGAUCGGGUAUGGCAAAGUAUCGACGUUGCGCACGACUUGUUAAAGGAUCAUGGAUCGGUCAAACUGAAUUGUGUCGUCAUGCGUGGUACCAACGACGACGAGGUUGCCAACUUUAUUCAACUUACCGAAACGUAUCCAGCUCUAUCGGUCCGGUUCAUUGAGUACAUGCCCUUUUCCGAAAAUGGUUGGAAUUGGGACAAGUGUGUCCCGUAUCAAGAGCUACUUGAUCAGCUAGAGACGGGUAUGUUGAAAGCUGUGCCGGUAAAAGAUCCUCACGACACUACUAAAUGGUUUCGAACCGCCUCGGGGGGUAAGAUUGGUUUCAUCACCAGCAUGAGCUCACAUUUUUGCGCGGGGUGCAACCGCAUUCGAUUGGCGGCCGACGGGAGUCUCAAGGUAUGUCUGUUUGAUGGUGUAACGGAGAUCUCACUGCGGGACGCAGUCCGGGACUACGACUUUACUGAUACGGAGUUGGGCAAACUUGUGCAUUACGCGAUUCAAAAGAAAAAAUUUUCUCUUGGCGGACACAAGGAUCCACAAGACAUUAUGAACGAUGCGGCCAACAACAGACCCAUGACGCUGAUCGGAGGAUAA
Messenger RNA from Phaeodactylum tricornutum CCAP 1055/1, 1008 nucleotides. RefSeq lists its product with no specific name. The annotation marks the transcript as partial. The record is from RefSeq and is a predicted model, not a curated record. Gene Ontology annotation, molecular function: 4 iron, 4 sulfur cluster binding; GTP 3',8'-cyclase activity; metal ion binding. NCBI's taxonomy places the organism in Eukaryota, Bacillariophyta, Bacillariophyceae, Surirellales, Neidiaceae. Gene Ontology annotation, biological process: Mo-molybdopterin cofactor biosynthetic process. The transcript has a single exon.